GCGCCGCUCUUCCGCCAGACUCGGUCACGGCGCGGUAGUCUCGUGUCCGCUAGCUCACCGCACGGAAUGGCGCGCAUCGCUGCUCUCUCCUGCGUCCUCGCGUCAGUCGUGAUCUUGGCAACGUGUCAGACAGAAGAUACAAGAACUACACCCACAUCUGAAACAGAUGAGGAUCAUAAUACUUCUGAGUUAACUGCACCUCUCACAGUCCCUUCUUUCCACUCUGAAGACCAAAAAAACAAAGAAUCAACAUCAACAACACCCAAAGAAACCAUUGAAACUACAACAUCACCACCAACAACAACAUCAAGACCUACAACGACAGAAGUGCCUCGCACAAAUUCGCUUUUCCGUUUCCGGGGAAAAGAUGGAGCAACUUGUAUUCUUCUUCAAGUUGAUGCUUUGCUUUCAAUCAAGUAUAAAACAAUAUCUGGUGAAAUGAGGGAUAGAGAUAUUUAUGUCCCUAACAAAGCUAAUAUAUCGGGGAGCUGUAACGAAGACACUUCUUAUUUGGAUCUGACGUGGCCAUCAUUUUUUAUCAGAUGGAGCUUUUCCAAGACACCAGGUGGUGAAAGAUGGUACAUUAAUAAGAUAGAGUUGGUGUAUGCACUCUCUAGUGAAAUCUUUGAACAUGCUGUAAAUCCAGGACAAAUUGUGAAAGUUUCUACUGCACAUUCACACGAGAACAUGUUGUAUCCAACACUAGUUGGACGAUCAUUUACCUGUAAACAAGAGCUUACUGUUCACCUAUCUGGAGAACAUGCAUAUGGUGCCACCCUCUAUCUCAGAGAUCUACGACUUCAACCAUUUAUAUUCAAUGUUGAUGACUUUAGUCCAGAAUAUGAAUGCUCACCUGGAGGUAUAACGUUUCGAGAUGAGACUGCACCAAUUGCUGUUGGAAGUACUCUGGCAAUUGUUGUUCUCCUUACAGUAACUGGAUAUGGUAUUUAUCGCUAUUUUAAAAUAAAAAAAGUUCAGUAUGAUACUAUGGAGUAAAUGUAUUUAGUUAAAAAUUUAUUCGUACAUGUGUUAAGUUGUAAUUACUUUUAGUUUAUUGUAAAUUUAUGACUAUUUUCAACUUUGGUGGUUUUGUUUCCUACUUUGAAAUGCCUGUUUGCAGUCUUCGAUAAAAAUGUCUAUCAAUGACAUUUUUUUUAAGGAGUACAAGGUGUUACUGCUUUGUGUUAGAACUGCAGCUCUUUAGACACCAAUACAUGGCAGGCUUUUACAAAAAAGGCAGUAUUUCUCUUGAAAAUAAAUACAACCUGACAAGUGACAACAAACAA
This is a messenger RNA of Schistocerca piceifrons (Central American locust), 1286 nucleotides long. RefSeq lists its product as uncharacterized. NCBI's taxonomy places the organism in Eukaryota, Metazoa, Arthropoda, Insecta, Orthoptera, Acrididae. Gene Ontology annotation, cellular component: membrane. Bases 67 to 996 code for a protein of 309 amino acids. The record is from RefSeq and is a predicted model, not a curated record. The transcript is spliced from 8 exons.